Molecule: messenger RNA, 3380 nt
Organism: Varanus komodoensis (Komodo dragon)
Lineage: Eukaryota; Metazoa; Chordata; Lepidosauria; Squamata; Varanidae
Gene: TMEM50B
Product: transmembrane protein 50B
Exons: 7
Coding region: 149-634 (161 amino acids)
Biological process (GO): late endosome to vacuole transport via multivesicular body sorting pathway; protein targeting to vacuole
Source: RefSeq, a predicted model, not a curated record
CUGUCAUUUCUUCCCGCUUUUCUAGCUGGCGUUGCCGGCCGGGUUGGGGCCGUCGAUGGAGCAGGGGAGACUCUUCCAGUUUAGGACUUGAAAGCAUAUGAAAACUGAAUGUAAAUAUACAGUGAAGAAGCCAAACUGAAUUUGAAAAAUGGCAGGCUUCCUAGACAAUUUCCGAUGGCCUGAAUGUGAAUGUAUUGAUUGGAGUGAAAGAAGAAAUACAGUUGCUUCUGUGGUAGCUGGGGUUUUGUUUUUUACAGGUUGGUGGAUUAUGAUAGAUGCAGCAGUAGUUUAUCCGAAUCCAGAAGAAAUGAACCAUGCAUUCCAUACUUGUGGAGUGUUUUCUACUCUAGCUUUUUUCAUGAUAAAUGCUGUAUCAAAUGCUCAGGUGAGAGGAGACAGCUAUGGUGAUGGAUGUUUAGGAAGAACAGGUGCUCGAAUCUGGCUCUUCAUUGGCUUCAUGUUGAUGUUUGGCUCACUAAUUGCUUCUAUGUGGAUCCUUUUUGGAGCAUAUGUUACCCAAAAUACUAAUGUCUACCCAGGAUUAGCAGUGUUUUUUCAGAAUGCUUUAAUAUUUUUUAGAACACACAAGGCAAAGGAUGGAUUACUGAUAUGGGCUGAAUCAAAGCACUUGUAGUAAUACAUGUAUGAACAAAAUAGGUUUGUUUUCCUCUCCUGUUUACAUCCUAUUACUUUUUGUUGUAUUUCUUCAGUGGUAAGUGGGCAAGGGACUGCCUCAUGCUUCAUCAGUGCAGAAAGCUUAGCAAGCUAAAAAUAAGUAAUCAUAGUUUCUAGACAAAAAAUGUUAAUACACUGCCCUUUUAAACACUAGGUUAAAUGAUUGUGGGACCGUGCAUCCCUCCUCCAUAAAGUAUGCUAACUGGAAUAAUGAGCUGAUGUGAAUACUGCACUUUCACAAUUCCUUUCCUUUGUGAAUAUCCUACUUUUGGAACUUUAGAAGUAACAUUAUCCUGUCUAGAACUGAUCUGUCCAUUUUCCUUGGAAGUGGAUUCUUUCCUGGCAGAAGGAAAAGUAAAUACUGAUAAUAUUAGACUUUAUUUGAAGCUUGUUACAGACAGUUACAAACAGCUUGAUUUUUGUAAGCUUUAGCUCUUCUUUGCGCAUCACACAUUUGGGCUUUGUGUCUGUGUGGAGCCUACUGUAGGAAAAUUCUACAGCUAAGUGUGUGUUAGCAUUCUCCUUCCUAUUUCCUGCAUCUGUUAGGAAUGUGGUAGCGCAGUGGGUUAAACCACUGAGCUGGUUGAUUGAAAGGUCAACAGUUCGACUCCGCAGAUGGGUGAGCUGCCGUACUCUGUCCCAGCUCCUGCCAGCCUUGCAGUUCAAAAGCAUACACAUGCAAGUAGAUAAAAAGGUACCACUUCGGUGGGAAGGUAACAGCGUUCCAUGCACCCUGGUGGAAACUGUCUGCAGACAAACGCUGGCUCCCUCAACUAGAAAAAGGAGAUGAGCACUGCCCCCAAGAGUCAGACACGACUGGACUUUAAUGUCAUGGGGAAACCUUUACCUUUAAACUAGGUAGCCUUCAGAAACACCUACUAUACACUUGGAAUGCAAUUCAUGCCCUAAUUGAAAUCAGUACCACAUCCUAGGACAUUUCAGUGUAUUAUGCUUUCACUCUUAAAAGUUAGUGAUGUUCAUUUACUUACAUGUACUCUUAAUAUUUGCUUAGUUGACCAGUGUAAUUUUAAUUGAAGGUUGAAAUACUGUCUGACUUAACAGAUCUAAACUUCUAUUUUCAUAGUACCCUUAUCUACAAAUUUGGAAGAACAGAAGAAUUGUGGGCUUAAGAGUACAUCUGUUCUUUACCCUCCUUAAUGACACAUUUAUGUAAAUAUAAGUUACAUUUUGGUUGUUUUGUAUUUUGUCAAACUCACUGCAUUACAUAUUUUGUAUGUUUUCUUAUUUUUGGAAAGUGAAAUGAUUUAAAUAUUCUCUUUCAAGUUGUUCUAUGUAGCAACCUUUUCAAUAGAACAAAUCUGUGUAUAUGUAUAUACUAUGGCUAUCUAUAAUAUACAAACAUGAAUGUUAAAUUUUCAUUGCAGUUGGCAGGUCUUUCUGCUCUUAUAUAUGGUGAAUGUUUUAAGGGGUUCAUAGCUUUUUCAAGAUUACAUGUUUAUCCUAAGAACAAGAUUAGUUAGCUUCUCGUGCUACAUUUAGUAGAGGGUGAAGGUUCUGAUUAGGAAGUGAGAUUUAAAAAGAUUUAAAAAUCUUGUCUCUUCAAGAUACCUCAAAACAGUCAUUUUGCACUGCAUGAGAAAAAAUUAAAUUUGAUGUCAAACUGUAUUAUCUGGCACCAUAUUCUAAAACUUCACCUAGCACUAGUUCCCAAAUACUAAGAAUGUUCUACUAUUGCAUAAUAUAUCCUGUCCUACUAUAGCAAAAUCUAUUCUGAACAAAGGCAUGAAACAGGUAUGAAAAAUGCACCAAGAUCUUAAGCGCUUCAUUUGCUAGCACAGCAUGCCUUAAAAUGGGAUGGACAAAAAACAUUUUAAGACUGAGGGGUAGUAUGUUUGGCAAGUUGUAACAGAAUUAUUGGUGUGAACUUCAGUGGGUUUUAGUAUUAAAAACCAUCCCCCAAAAGUCUGAUCAUUUAUGGUUCAGUUCAGAUAUAAUUUUACACAUAAACAGAAAUAUAGAUUUUAGUGGAAAAUCUCCUUUCAUGCUUAUCCAAUAUACAGAGCAAAGGAGAUUCCAUUUAUCUUAGAAACUCCUAGAAAGAUUGUCAAGUUUCUUUAGCCAUGAUUUGCUAGAGUCCAAAUAAAGGGAAGGUAGAAGAACCCAAUUAUAUUUUUUCAAUUCAUUUCUUUUGGCAAGACUGUCAUAAUAUUUUCAAAGUUUUUGUAAAAUUUCUUUGUACAAAUGAACUUGUAUACUAGUGCAAUGUCAUGUUAAUAAGGACUGCUGGUAUUUUGUACCCCUAAAUCAAAUUGUGUAUAGCAUUGUUUGCAUAAUUUAGCAGUCCCUGACUAUUUCUGGCAAGAAAGGUUUGUAGGGAGAAUGAUGAAGAAUCAGGUGAGCUAGAGGUGCUCUACAUUCUGAUUACUGGAGGUCCUGCCCAAGGAUCUAUUCCAAGCCCUUCUACCUUGCAUGCUUUUGAACUUCUCCCCACACCUAGAAACUAAAAGGGCCAGGUAGUGUUGAUCUUCUGAAAUGAUCUUUGUGUCUUCAGAGCCUUUAGAGGACAGACGAUGAAGCAAAUACUUAUGCUAAGAGUUGUCCUGUUAUCUCACUCUUAUUUUGUACCUGAUUUCAUCAUCAGACUGCACUUAAAUCUCUUAUUAAUCUAGAUUGCCUUGUUUGUUCAUUGUAAUUACUUUAAAAUCCAAUAAAAACGGUAAAAUAUUUGUUUUAUAACUUUAAAA